Messenger RNA from Filobasidium floriforme, 909 nucleotides. Its product is annotated as DASH complex subunit Dam1-domain-containing protein. Gene Ontology annotation, biological process: mitotic sister chromatid biorientation. Lineage: Eukaryota; Fungi; Basidiomycota; Tremellomycetes; Filobasidiales; Filobasidiaceae. The transcript is spliced from 7 exons. The coding region runs from base 1 to 909 and encodes 302 amino acids. Gene Ontology annotation, cellular component: mitotic spindle polar microtubule; mitotic spindle pole body; mitotic spindle. The record is from RefSeq and is a predicted model, not a curated record.
AUGUCCAACUCCCGCUCCCACCCACUCCGUCGAAUAUCCACGGGUUCACUCUCCAACCUCGCCCGUUCUCAAGAAGGACACCCUACCUCUCAUACCUCCCCUUCCGGGCUGGAGUUCCUCACCGGACCGAUGUUUGACCUCUCGGACGAAGCGGCGGCGUUGGCGAGCCAUGUACAGGCGAUGAACAGGUUGCACGAUAGUCUGGGAACGUUCAACGAGGCGUUUGCGGGGUACUUGUAUGCUUUGCGGAUGAAUGCCUUUUGCGUCGAGUGGACCGAGGCUCCCGACGACCGAAGCUGGGCAAGAGCCGAAGAGCUCGCACCUCUGCCGCCCGCACCUUCAAUUCCCUUACCUCCUUCACCUUCACAACAAGACCCCACCUCAACCCAACCCCACAACCACACCGAAUUCCAACCGGGAGACCAGACCUACGCAACAGCCAACGACUUCACAACCAACAAUAACAACAACAAUGAUGACUAUGAAUACCAAUCCCCGCCCCGCUCCCGAUUACCCGUGGGAAGAGGGAGCGGGAUACCUAGAGGGACGAUGACGGGGAUGAGAGGAAGAGGGGGGACUGUCAGGGGGAGGGUUGUUAGUGCGCCUGCUGGAGCGAGAGCUGGGUCCGCGGGGGUUACGGAGAGGAAGAAGAGGGAGGCGGCGAUCACGGCGAUCAUCGAUACCUUACCUAUCGAGUUCCGCGGCGGAGAUCCGGCAACGAGACAGUCGAUGGAAAAGGUCUUGACGCAGCUCAUACAGAAUCCGGAGGGGAGGAAGAUCGGGGAGAUUGUAGGCGCAACAGAUUUGCCACAACCGAAAGUCAACAAGUGCCUCAUCGCGUUGGUCGGGAGGAAAGCUGUGGGCAAGAGUAUGGUCGGGAUUGAGACAUGUGGUUUCGUGAACGAGUAA